AUGGACGGAUACGUAAACGUUAAUUUCUUUUGGGGAGGUGAAAUCAUCAAACAAGAUAACGAUAUUCUCUACUCCCUAGAUCCGAAAGAAAUGAUGUUUGUGAAAUUGGGCACCUCGUAUGAAGAAUUACGAGAUAUUGUCUUCCAGUUGAUGCAUAUUAGUAGGCAUCAUUGGGAUGUCAAGCUUACUGUCAAGUAUCCAAGAAUCGGGGUUGCUAACCUCGUUACUGGGUUUUUUGUUAAGUCUAUUAAAUCAGACGACGAUGUUAGUAGAAUGUUAAGUAUACCCACGAGAUUUCACUUGGGGGGAGACGUAGCAUUGUUUAUUGAGGCUGAGAGUAUUGCUCAGCCGAGCCAACAGUACGGAGGGCCAUUUACACAACAAUCCGGACAAAUCGCUACAGGAGGAGAGUAUGCAAAUUAUGGUGGAAACUACGGCGGGAGUUUUGGAGGGGAUUAUGGGGGGAACUAUGGCCAAAGCGACUACGGAAGCAUGCAAGGGUGGUCAAGUAGCUUCUUCGAGGGUGGCUACACCUACGGGGGUGGUGGCGGCUCUAGUAAUACAGGUCGUUUUGUUGUUGAAGAGGUUGUAGACGAGGACGAUUUGAGUGGAAGACAGCCAUCACCACCUCGUGAAAUGCCGAACAAAGGUGCAGUUGUGACUCUUGCACUUGAGUACGAAGACGAAGAUGAAGAGUAUGGCUCGGAAAGAGCCAUAAGCAGCAGUGACGAUUCGGAUUGGAACUUGUCACAGGAGGAGGCUGCUGAAUCAGAAGAUUUUUCGGAGGCUGAUUCAGACGAAGCCCUAGAAGGCAACACGAGUAUGCAAACACAGGCAGUGACUAUGCAUGAGCCUAGAGCUCCCUGGUUUACAAGCCAAGAUUACGAGCCUGUCGUAGUUUCAAAUAGGGACCCACUUGUGUCACUUGCUUUUGAUCCGGCCGCUGAUGAUUUAAACGAGGGAGCUCUAUUUGCUAGCAAAGAUAUACUUAUUUCUGCUGUCAAAGAGGCACAUAUAAAAACAGAUCGGAACUUCUUCGUGGAGAAAAGCAGCACGUCCGUCUACAAAGUAAAGUGUGUGGUUCGAGACUGCAACUGGAAGCUAAGGGCGGCGAAGAAGAAGACCCACGGGCUUUUUCAAAUAACAAAUUGUCCAGAGCAGCACACAUGCCUCCUAGAUAGGCCGACGCAGGACCACCGAAAGAUUUCUGCAAAAAUGAUUGGAUGUUUGGUUGCUCCCUACGUGGCCCAAACCCCUCAGUUGAAGGUGAGCAACGUCAUAACAAUGGUUAAUGAUGAAUACCACCAUUUGAUAAGUUACAUGAAAGCAUGGAGGGGGAAGAUGGCCGGCAUGGAGAGCACUUAUGGUAACUGGCGAACAACCUAUAACGAGCUCCCUCGGUUCCUUAACGUCAUGGCCAGUACAAAUCCAGGAAGCGUGGUCGUGGUUAAUGUGGUUCCACAUCACACCGAUAGGGGUACAUCAACAUUCGUUCGGGCAUUUUGGUGCUUGAAAGCAAUGAUUGAUGGUUGGCAGUAUGCACGGCCAGUUAUUUCCAUUGAUGGUACUUUCCUUAAGGGAAAGUAUAAUGGGAAAUUGCUGGUAGCGGUGGGAGUAGACUCUAACAACCAUCAAUAUCCCAUCUGCUUUGCCUUGGUAGUUGAAAACUGA
Daucus carota subsp. sativus is the source of this 1671-nucleotide messenger RNA. RefSeq lists its product as uncharacterized. NCBI's taxonomy places the organism in Eukaryota, Viridiplantae, Streptophyta, Magnoliopsida, Apiales, Apiaceae. The record is from RefSeq and is a predicted model, not a curated record. Bases 1 to 1671 code for a protein of 556 amino acids. The transcript is spliced from 2 exons.